CCACUCCCUAUCUUGUUAGCGGUGGUAGACAACAAACGAGUGAAGGAGAAGCGAGAAGAAGAAGAAGAAGAAAUGACGAAGAAAGCAUCGCUGGUGUUCGUUCCAGCCCCGGCCGUCGGUCACAUAGUUUCAGCAAUUGAGCUUGCCAAGCUUCUGAUUGCUCGAGAUGAUCGCCUUUCCAUCAUUAUUCUUCUCAUGAAGACUCCUUAUUCCCCCACCUUUAACACUUUCCUCAAAUCGCUUGCCGCUUCCGUCGUCGUCACCGGCAUCCGUUUCGUGGAGUUGCCUCAACUGGAACCUCCUUCACCUGAAAUGGCUCAGUCCAUUGAAGGCAGCGUAUCCAUCUUCAUAGACAACCACAAGCCAUUCGUCAAAGAUGCCAUCACCCAACUCUUCUUCACGUCCGAGUCUCAAACUCAGUCUCCACUCGCCGGGUUAGUUAUCGAUCUCUUCUGCACCUCCAUGAUUGACGUAGCCAACGAACUUGGCAUCCCCUCCUACCUCUUCUUUUCAUCCACUGCAGGUCUUCUGAGUCUCAUGCUUCACCUCCCAAUCCUCGAUACCCAAAUCCACACCGAUUUCAAGGACUCGGAUAUUGAGUUGCUCAUCCCGGGUUUUGUCAACUCAGUUCCCCCACAUGUUUUGCCUAUGCCAAUCUGGUGCAAAGGGCAAGACGGGUACACCUGGUACCUCUACCAUAGCCGGCGGUUCAGUGAAACGAAGGGUAUUAUCGUAAAUACGUUCUCCGAACUCGAACCACAUCUAAUCAGCUUCUUGUCUUCCUCCUCCGGUCGAACCCCACCCGUAUACCCGGUCGGCCCACUACUUGAUCUUCGGGGUCAAAUACACUCGCAAUUAGACCAGACCAACUUCGAGAGAAUCAAUAGAUGGCUCGACGAUCAACCACCGUCUUCGGUGGUGUUGCUGUGCUUCGGCAGCGGUGGGAGCUUCGGUGUACCGCAGGUGAUGGAGAUCGCACAUGGAGUUGAGCGGAGUGGGCACCGAUUCCUAUGGUCUUUGCGUCAGCCGUCUAUAGGGUUUAAUAGUCCCUCGGACUACACGAAUGUGAAGGAAGUGUUACCAGAGGGAUUUUUGGAUCGGACGGCUGAGAGAGGAUUGGUGUGUGGGUGGAUCCCACAAGUGGAUGUGCUGGGACACCGUUCGAUCGGAGGAUUUGUGUCUCACUGCGGGUGGAACUCCACUUUGGAGAGCAUUUGGUUUGGUGUGCCGAUCGCAUGUUGGCCAUUGUAUGCAGAGCAGCAUUUGAAUGCUUUCGAGAUGGUGAAGGAGAUGGGAGGGUUAAUGGUGGAAUUGACGUUGGAUAAUAGGGGAGGAGGUGAUGAUUUAGUGAAAGCAGAGGAGGUGGAGAGAGCUGUGAGGCGUUUGAUGGAUCCCAAAUGUGAGGUAAGGAUGAGGAUCAAGGAGAUGCAGGAGAAGAGUAGGAAGGCUUUGAUGGAUGGUGGAUCUUCGUUCACUUCUUUGGGAUGCUUGAUUAAGGAUAUACUCGAUGAAUGCGUUGAGAAAAUGGAGGGAUCAUAGUGGGAUUUGGUGACAUUGGUUUUUUUUUUUUUUUUUUUUUUUUUUUAACUGGAUGUCUUUGGAUUGAUUUUUGUUUCUAUUUCUAAAGUGUUUGAUAUGAUGCGCAUAUAUACAUGUAUUAAAUUGAACCUAGACAUAAAUAAUACUUUUAUGAAUUCAA
This is a messenger RNA of Macadamia integrifolia, 1699 nucleotides long. Its product is annotated as UDP-glycosyltransferase 71K1-like. Gene Ontology annotation, molecular function: UDP-glycosyltransferase activity. The record is from RefSeq and is a predicted model, not a curated record. The transcript has a single exon. The coding region runs from base 73 to 1539 and encodes 488 amino acids. Lineage: Eukaryota; Viridiplantae; Streptophyta; Magnoliopsida; Proteales; Proteaceae.